Molecule: messenger RNA, 11244 nt
Organism: Amoebophrya sp. A25
Lineage: Eukaryota; Dinophyceae; Syndiniales; Amoebophryaceae
Source: the annotation of a GenBank genome assembly
GAUUGCAGGCGGGUAAUAUGUAAUCGUAGUUUCCAGCAGCUUCGUGAAUGCACUAGUCCUUCUUUGUUCUAGGAGAGAUCAAGGAUGUUGAACUAACUUGUAUGUAGUCUUUUUGUAUCUUGAGAGGCCCCCAAAAAGGACAAGUAAUAAAUGUACACUACCUAGUAACUCCGACUACCGCUUAUCAAUCUUGGCAUUCUUGAUACUGAUUUUGACUAUGACUUAUGGAAAUUGUGGUUGUACUUCACCGAGAUACAGGGACUGAACGUCAAGAUGAUGAGAGUAAAUCAUGGCAUCCGCUGAUCGACAAAGGCGAAACAUGCCGGCCGGACCAAGUAAUAUCGAUUUUUUUUAGAGAGUUAACGAACUAAAAAACCAACGAAAAUAGCUGAAGCAACGAACUAGUAAAGAACCAUCUUGUUUUUGAAUAUGAUAAAAAUAGUGAUAGAUGUCAGUUGACAACCCAACUACAAGUUUGCAUUAUGACAACGCAGUCGCACGUGUUGUAGGUGCAGAGCAAGAAUAAAUUGCGUCGUAGACGAAUAAAAGCACGAAGGUGCUGCAUUACAAGUGGUUAGAAAAUUGGAAAUGGAACUGUAAACACAUAUGCCUUUAACACAUGAGCAUGACCAUGACGUGUAUUCAUCUGCACCAGAGUGAAUCCAAAGUCGUUAAUACUUCCAUGCCCUUGCUUGUGUAAAGCAAUAGAAAUAGUGUUGAUGUAACUCUUCUAGGUAACCAUUGAAAAAAUGGCAAAUAACUUUCUAUUUUUCAUCUCCUUUGUUCACGUUCUUUCAUGACUAAGUCUAGGGUUGUAGUAGCUAAGUCUAAGUGAAGUAUUUAUUCUAAUUUUCAAAAUGCUUUGAUGCUGCUAGAGUGAGUAGUUUAUUCUUGCCUUCAUCAUCAUUUUUCUUUUAUUGGUUGCUUAGAUAGUUCAUAGUUCCCACCCCCUUUACUAACUCAAUCACUAGAAAGAAUGGAACGAAAAAAAUUCUUGAUUAUAAUUUGAGAGACUAAUACACAUACUCAGAUGCUAUAAUGUUGAAUCAUGAGAACAAUGGUUACCGUUAUCAGAGUGUCGUAAGGGAUGGAAAGAGAAAACGUAGGGGGAGGAAGCAGCGUUGACAGAGUGCAAUUUCUUGAAUACUUCUGAACAACACCACCUUUUUUUCGACCAUCUCCCUGUCUUUCUGAUCCAUCAGAAACGAGCACGGCCGCGGGUAUCGAGCCCCUCCCUGGAGGCACUGGUCCUACGCUACCCCCUGGCAGCGUUUGGAGCAACAACCCUUCGAGGCAACAAGGGAGCAGCGACCCUCAAGGUGCAUCCGCCGGUAGUAACACAGCAGUCACAGGAGCUGCUUUCGCACCAGACACGGGUCCUUCACUCGCUGACUCCCUCAAGCAAGCAAAGGCGAAGUCGGCCAACAAAAGAGAAAGAAACAAGAAAGCAAAUAUAGCGACCAGUCCAGGAAAAGGAGGACCCAUUAAUGCAGCAGCCUCCAGCAAUACCAAGGAUCAAGCGGCAAGUAGUACAGUAAAAAGCACUUCAGCCGUUACUCCGGUCGUCGACGCGGCUACCGACAAGCCUUGUGCCGCCGAGGAAAUAAAGGGUGCUGAAACGUCGCAGGCUGCCGCGUGUGUAGCGAAGCCAGCUGAAAAAGCAGGAACCACGGCAUCUCCACCUCCUCCAGUAGAAGAUACGACGUCGCUCAAGACGCCAGAGCGGGCUACAGGGUCUUCCAAAGGUCAGGAGAAAGAGACCGAUCCGGAGAGCAUGCCGAACGGAGGGGCUAUUGACAGCGACACCUCCGGUCUGAUACCGCCGCCACCUCCUCCGCCCGAAAGCAAUAAGACGUCGCCCGUGCUCUCCCUAGAUGUUCCUCGGGACCACUUGUUGAUGAACGGUCAUCCUUCUGGGACAACGAAGCGAAGCACCACAGCAGGUGCGAAUAGUACGACCUUCAACGCAGAUCAAGAUAAUCCAACUCCUAGAUCAGGAAAGAAGAACAAGAAGCUUGACGAGAACAGUCUGCAAUAUCAGCUGAACCUCCACCUCUGCGGCGAAGCGGGGCAGCAUACAGUAAACGCAUCCACUACGUCUGGCGAAGAGGCGAAGCUGCCAACGCGUGCAGACCUCGAAGAGUCGGACUUGAAAAACGUACCUCCGCCACCACCACCAGCCCCGGACGGAAACUACUUGUUUUCUCCCGCCUCCUCGUCGCCAGCACCGCCGCCUCUGCCCCCGGCGCUGCCACCGUCAGGCUCGGAGACGUCGCGCAGUGGAUCGAAGAACAAGAACCUGUCAGCAGACGCACCGGCCUUCAUCCCGCAUGCGGCACAGGCGCACGCCUUUCCAAUCUCGGCAGCCUCACCUACGUUCAUUGGGACCGUGAGCAAGCAGCAUCUUGCGCAGCUCGCACCAGCGCCAGGCCUCGCGAAAGCGAACGGAGUAGAAGCGGCUGGAACUCCUGGACACACGAGCCCCUACGACAUCAGCUCGCACAUGAUGAAAACGCACCAAACACUUGCACAACAGCGGGUACUAAUGAUUUCUUAUUUGACCCGAUGGUGCUCUUUAUUUAUAAUAUAUUUUUUAGAUGAUACAGGUUCAGGUAAAAGUUUGAUAAAUGGAAAUUGGAACGAAAGGAACUUUUCGCCAUGUCUCAGUCUCUACUGGUAAACUGCCGCUGUCUUGUUCUUGUUGUUAUUCUCAGUAACAAGCAUCUUGAUUUUCAUCAUUUAAAUCUGUACUACAACUUCUACUUUAGCACCAGCAUGCUGGGUCUCAGCCACCAGCGUGGACCCCGGACAUGCUCAGCGCAGGUUGGACUCCCUCACAGUCAUCUAGCGGAGCCAAAGACAUGAGCAAAGGCGCGUAUGGUUACAACAGCGCUCACGACGAUUCAGCGUACCCGAACCAGAUGUCUAGCAUGGAGAGUUAUAACUAUGGCAGUGAGCAGCUGAACAGCGGCAAGUCGAGCGGCUACAACAAGUAUAGUUACCCUGCCUCUUCGCCGCAAGGAGCAUUAUCAUCUGGUGGCCCGACCAACAUGGCGCAGUCCAAAGGUGCAGGCCCUCCGUCUUCAGGACGAGGCGACAACGCGGGGGGCGCGACUCCAGGCGCUGCUUCUAAGGGUGCAGUCGGCAAAUCCUCAGCUUCCAAGAAGGAUGGUGGAUACCAUCACGGCAUUCACAUUUCGGCCGGAGCCGGAGGCCUUAGCCUGCAGGGGCACACGUACUCGAAAGGCCUGCAACUCGGCUCAGCAGCAUCACAGCCAAGCAGCUCCUCGGGACCCUCGCUCCAGCCGAGUAAGGACACAUCUGCGAAAACCAACACCCCUUGUGGUGGCGCAACCGGAGUCGCAGCGUCCUCUCCAAGCGUGUAUGGCGGAGCAACUCCUCUAUCAAAAUCGAACGCUGUCGCCAGCAGCACCGGUGGAUUUGACAACAACGCUAACCCGCCGUCAUCUGCUUCGUCCACUAUGACCUACAAUCUUGAAUCCGCAUCGUCCCCAGUUCACCGCUCGAAGCAGCCAACAUCAAACAACAUGACCCCUUCUCAACGCAUAAAGGGUGGCAGUCAAGCCGCAAGCGUUACGCCGCAAGGGAAGACCGGACCAUCCGGAAAAUCAGUGCUCAGCGGUAAGAAAAUGGGACCACCUGCAAGAACCUCUCAGGUACACGCUAUUAAGUCUAUUUGCACUUCUCUUCUCCACCACGCGUAUAGUUUUUAAUUUUUUGGACAUCUUGAUCUUGGCGGAUUAACAUGCUAUGCAUAGAUUCUCGUGUGAAGAUGUGCUAGAAGAAGAUGAUCAACAUAGUCUUUCUACUUCUAGUGCAACUGAAAGUACAAGUCGUAGAUAUUAUUGAUGUUCAGAAAUUUUUUCAGAAUUUUCCACAGUACUUCUUAUCAAAGGACUUCGUCUUUGACAUUGACUGCGACAUCGAGAUUAUAUAUGAUAACUUAUUUGUAUUUGAUAAAAAGUAAAAAUAACAAGAAUAUCAAGUUCAACUGGGGCUCUUGCGUCAGCAUGUUCUGUCGCAGUAUAGUGUCUAAUUUCUGUUCAAAAAUAUAUAAAUUCAGUCCCGCUUUGCAAAUGUAGGAGCACCAACACCAGGAGUAAGGGAGCACUACACAGUCUUGCAGCGCCCGACCCGACCCACUCUUGGUGGAGAGGAAGCAGUGCGUCCCACUUCCCGCUUCCCAGAGUAUCCUCCGCCAGUGUUGAGCCAAUCUGAAGCCCGUAACUUCUAUUCAAGAUUUUCACCCUCGAAGCCCUUCCUCCCACCCAUCUCCUCCCCUGAUCACCAUCAUGAUACACAUGCUACCCUGACCGUACACGAGCACGAUCUUCACGACGUUCAUACUGUUGUCCCUCGUCGACAAGAGCAUCAAGGGCGAACCCUAGCACGUAGUUCUAGAAACCUUUGCGGUCCACCGCCACCUUUACCGAGCACGACCAUGCUUCUGUCCUCUUCGGGUGCCUCUCCUUGUUCCUUCAACAAGGCACUCCAUCCAGGUCACAAAUGCAGUACCAGCUACAUUUCCUCUUCUUGUUCAACUCGAACACCCGAUGACUCUAUAUUGAUGCUGUCCCCUUUUGAGUCUUCUCGCUCUCGUCGUGCUCACCAGGCAGCGUCCGAUAUGUCCUCGAUCGGCGGUUUCCCCCCUCCCGGCUCUUUUAGCAGUUCACCGGGAAAAGGCGAUUUUGGUGGAGGCAGCAACCGCUCAUCAACCGAAGGCACGCCGCAGCACAUGUUUGGACCCGCCGGUCGAGCUAGUCCGGCUCACCAUAAAAACAGCAGCACUUACAACGCUUCGUCUUCGUCUUCAACUACUGCGGGACCGCCAAGUGCUGGAGUUGGAGCACCCAGUUCUGCUGGGCGAGGCUAUGGAAAUGGGGACACAGGCAUGAUGAGCAAAGGCGCAUCUACGAGCACGCCAGCUCCGCCGUCUUCGAAUGGAACGGGAGACGCGCAGCGCAGUGCGGGUAAACCGACAUCAUCCGCUUCUUCAGCUAGCGUUGGGAAACUGAUGACUCCUUCUAGCCAAGACUCCCGAAACGGCGACCAAACCACGGAGCAAAGACCUCUCGACGUGGCACAAAUCCAGUAUGUGGAAAACGAAAACGAUAGGCGCUUCCUCCAAGGACUCGAUUACUCCUUGGUUGGCCCUGUCAAUGCACAAGACUUGGAUCGCUAUCCACGAAUCGAGAACUGGCUCCUGAGUCAAAAGGUAUCUAUGCAUACGAAAUCAUUGCUCUAGUGGCUCUGAUUCUUCUUAGUACUUAAUGAUAUUACAGAAGAGACACCAGCAGAUGGUCAUGACGCAAGCGGAAUGCUCGUUGAAAGCAGCAGCUUGCCAUAAUACAGUUAAGUAGAAGUACUUACUUUGUUGAUAGCUUUUCAUUUUUGUAAUCGAGCCACUCUUCUCAACAGCUGCUUGGUGUUGAUAUGAAGCACAACGUGAUUGGACGAGACGACGACUAUCAGUAUUGUGCCUUGAUGAGUUUCGCAGCCCCCUCGAAUGACGCAACAAAGGAGCCUGCUAAGGUGCUUGUGCUCCGAACCCACGAUGGACAGGCUCUUCCAGACAGCGUUGUUCAGGUACUUACACCAACUACAACAAGUACCUCUAGCCUGCAACUUCUUUUACAUUUACAACUUUUCACUUUCCUUGUAUUAACGCUAGCUUUGCAAGUUACAGAUAGCGAAAGCUAACGGCCAGACAAAUUUUUCCUCUCGGCAAUCCUACUUUUUGUUGUUUUUAUUGACAAUAUGGAACUACAUGAAGGUAAUGAUGAGCCGCACGAUUGUUAAAGCCAUUGUGGGUGGCCUGGAGCAACACGUGAGCCGCAUGCAGAAGUCAUUUGGCAUCGGUUUCGCGGGUAUGAAGGAUCCCGCCGAAGUCGCAAAAGAAUAUGGUACUAGGCAGGAAAGUGUUGCCUUGCUUAUCCCAGCACUACAGGUUCUCCAUGUAGGAGUUGCAAAAAUCUCAAACUAACAGUAUUCUUUUUGCUACUAGUGCUUCCAUCAAUUAUAUUCUAUGUAAUAAUUUUCAAUAUCUUUCUCUUUCUCAACAGAUGGCGUCGGGCGCAAUGCUGAGACCGGACGAACGGUAGAAUUAAGCUUGCGACAGAUGUUCAAGACUUUCGGAUUUCCCUGCAUUCACGAUAAGCGCAUUUCACUUAGCAACUGGGAACGCGACAAACUUUCGUACUUCACAAUUUUUAUUUUACUAAUCCUUCGCUUUAGAAUUAGAAAAAUGCAUAUGCAAAGAGUUGGCGGACGAACCUGGUGUAACGUUUUUAGACUAGCAAGACUGAUAAAUAGGUCAUCUUUUUUGGCAUAUGCAUCCUGCUACACCUCAACAUUGUCUGACCACAGACCGGCUCAAAUCCGUUGCGCCGCAGACGACGGAUGGUAUUCUCUUCAAAGCUGGCUGAGGCUCGAAGAGUUGCGACGCGAGCGACACUCGCAAGAGGCCCGCCACCGGAAUUCGAAGGGCGCUCGUAACGCUAUCCGUGAGUACAAUGCCAACCUGAGUUCCGGCAAGGAAGGGGCGAAAGGCGGAGGCAUACAUGCAAAGGACACCGCAAGUGCCGGUGCUGCGGGAAUCUAUCCAUACGUUCCUGCAGGAAUGCUUCAGUCGUCGGGGAGCACUAGUAGCGCAGGUGGUGGCAGAAGCGACUACAAUCAGCAGAAUCAAGCGGGAAGCGGCUACAGUAUGAAUGGCUCUUCCUAUGGUGGUGGUGGAGACUACCAAUACGGAAAUCAUGCCUACGGCGGAACACCCACCAGCAGAUACCCUCCAAGCGCCAGCCCUGGUGGAUAUCAGGGAUACAACUAGCCGAGAAUCUAUGCAAAGGACGAUCGUAUCAUCAGGUUUUUAAAAAACGGAUCCCAGUAAAGAGGUAACCGUUCUUGGUGCUCGCCGUGUAGAAUCAGAAAAAGCCUAGUUGUGCUUGUGUGGUAGGAGAGCGAACAACAAGCGAGAACAUUUUCCCAGUGUUACUCGCUAAAGAAAGGAUCCGAUACAGUAGAUCCCGACUUUUUUGUAAUGACAUGAUAUGUUGGAGGCGGAAGACUCUUCAGGUUGAGUCACCAUGUAAAAUUUUCAUCAUUCCAAAAUGUUACUUAGCAGGAGGAGAAUAAAAACACAGUAAUUACAGCGUAUGAGUAUGAGACUCAAAGUUUAGGCAGGUAUCAAUCAGUCAUCGUUUAAGUUCACGAAUCAACACUGUAUUUAGGAAGUUUAGUUGUAUUUUUACCUAGCAUUACAAAAACUUAGAACAUGAUGAGAAAUAGCAGGAGCAGGCAAAAGUAGGACCACCUGCGUUGACAAAGGGAAACAUCAUUUUUGGUAUGAUGUUGUAGAUCGAGUUUUCGCUUUUUUGUGAUUUCUAGCGGGCGUUCAUGUAAAAGACUAUAUUUUCGUUUGGUUUAUUCUUUGUUGCUCGCAUGGUUCUGGUUGUUGUAUUCUCGAUUAAUCCGAAAGAUGAAAAAUUGUUGUUUAGCAAUCAAAAAAUUCGAGCUAAAGAAGCUAGCAUCAGUUCCACAUUGACAUUCUUGUACAAACUAAGACUAGCUAGAAGCCUGCAGAUGAAAUUCUAUGUCUCCUGCCAGCAGCUUUUGAAACGUACGCUCCAUUAAUUAUGAUAGUGGCCGAUCCUGUAAUGUUUUGUUGUCUGAGAUUGAGAAGUCACUGGUAUUGUAUUACAUGGUCCUGAUGAAGAUGAUCGUACUCGUUCUAUGUUCAUGCAUUCUUGUCAUUUCAUAUUCGUGCUGUAUUUUUUUCUGUAUCGUGAGGUAUUGAUGAUGGGGGUUCACUCUCCCACCUUCAAGUUGUAAACACAACUCAUCUCUCACUAAUCACUGGCCUACCCCUAGAAGUACUUCCACUAUUAUAGACUACGACUUUUUGACUGGUUGCGAACGAACUUAUGGCUGUGUAGUGUCCUUACGACGUUUCGGGGACACACCCAUGAGUGAGCUAGCACCCCGGAGUCAUGGGUGUUAUCCUUGCCCCGUUACGUGCGAGCACCCAUCUUCCUGUUCAUUCUUGUCCUGAUGGGACCUCCGGUGGCUGGAGUAAGGACAUACACUUAUUCGUUAAAGCGCUAUAGAUACUUUAAUAACUAGUUUUUAUUAUUAUUAUUAUUCUUAAUUUUAACUUUCCUUAUUUGUAUACUAUUCCACAUACCUAUUACUGCCUUCUAAAAGUAUUUUGGUACUUUAUCUAUAUGUUACCUUCUCUGCUUCCUACCCAACUCAAUACUCAUAGCGAUGCCACAGUGGACUUGAUGCCGCGGCAGUAGCGGAUGGGAUGGCUUCUUCGUCAUUAGUAGUCAAUACUCAUACAUCAAGGGGAACAACGCUCUAUACUAUAGAACGAAAAAUGAAAUAUUCACCAUCACAUCGUCAGCAUAUCAUCUAUAUUCAACAUCUAGUACAAGAUCAUUUCAUUGUCAUUGAAAUUGAUCGUUCAUCUUGCUUUGGUAUCUCCCCGCGCACCGGUUUUCUUACAGCUAGGGAGCAUUGACUCGUCGCAUAGAGAGGAUGUUCCACUCAUGAAGGCCAACAUACUAUAAUGGUUUGACAGAAACAAGAGAUACUCGGUAACAAUACUUGUCAAGUUCGGCCGAUCCGGUGCUUCAGGCGCAGGGCUGAGGUGGGAGCCCAUCUAAAUCUAGACCUAAUCGCCAUUAAUACCCGUUGUUGUAGCAUUUUGAACCUGUACACCAUGAACAAACAAGGUGGCGAAAGAGCAAUGUCUAACAUCGCCUAACUAUGUAUGGAAGAAAAAUCUGUACUCAUUCUCGGAAACGAGACUCAAAAACUUUUCGCGUGUUGAGAUUUCGCCGCUUGGCUGGCCACUCACAACCGGCGCCGGGCGCAAUCCAUACGGCGAGGGGACAGGCGUGGCAGGGGAAACCCAGGAGAGAGGUCAAACAAAGCCACCCAAAGCAGUACAAGCCAGCCCAAGAACAAGGGCGCCAGGCGCUCACUUCCUGCGGCUCGGGCGCCAAGCCAUCACCUUGCUGCCCUUGGGAGUCACCCGCGCGCACGCGCGGCGGGUGCCGGUGCUCAUGUGCGUCGCUGGUGACGAGGCACACGCCAGACAGCUCGUAGCGAUGCUAUGCCAAGAGAAACAGGGCCCACUCCUGGAGUGGUCAAGAGCUACGCAGCCAGCACCUCUCCGAGGGCGGCGCACAGGGGUGACGCUGCGCGACCCUCUUGGGGACUUGGUGCGCGUGUGUUGUUGUACCUUCUCCAGCGGUUUGAAUUAAAUUGCGUACUUUUCUCAACGCCUGCGUCUGGGGUGUGACUCAACCCCUCAGAUCCAGACGCUGAAAAGAUUGCCCAUCUUAAUUCAAAGAUAGCAGGAACCUAGUGCGAGGAAGCUCCCGAGAGCAGUCCAGAUCUGGGAAGGCUCCAGCGCGUGCAAAUUUGGACAAGCUUCGCGAGCCUUUUCCCACUGGAUUCCGCCCACGUAUGGACUAAAGUGCGUCUUUUUCUCAACUUUUGAAUUUUGAGGGUCAGGACACACCGGAGGCGCGGACGUUGAGAAAAAGAUGCAACUUAAUCCACCCCUCGAGCCUCUCCAGCACUAGAACCCGUCACCUGGUGUGUGCUCCAGUCGGGCCCGAUACCCUUGGCGCAGCUCUUGGGCGAAUCUGCUGAAGGGCUCCGAGAGCUGACAGGCGGCGGCGGCUGCUGGCUCUCUGGCUGAGUGCCUUCACGGUCCGCAGCGCGGCGCCCACUCCUGCCCCCGUUUCGCCGGGUGUUGGUGCCUAUUUUGCGCUGCUUUGGUGGAUUGCUCCCAGGAGCCGCGUACCGCUCCCUUGGCGUCAGAGUGCAGACGGCGGGUCCCUGGCGUCCGAUUCUUGGGUUGGUUUGUGUCGCUUUUGGUGGUUUUGGUUGGCUUUUCUUUGGGGUUCGCCCGCCACGUCUGUGCCCUUGCUAUAAGAACGGAGAUCGGCCCUCGUUGUGGCUUGCCAGCCAAACGGUGAAGUCUCAACAUAACAAGAAUUUUAAUUUUUUAGUCUCGUUUUUGAGAAUGAGUACAGUUUUUCUUUUUAUCUCCAUACAAGUAACCUUUCGUUCUUGAGUCGCUUUUCAUCAUAAGCAUGAUCUCUGGUUUCCAAGGAAAUCGACGUCUGAAGAAUUCCUUGUUUCACUACGCAGAACAAGGGAUUCUAUUUUCUUUGAGUUCAACGGCCUCAGAUCAAGUUGUACAAACGAAGUUUGCGGAAACAAAUUGCGGUCUCACGACUACAAGUACAACAAGAGGCAUGUUGCUACUGCUUGUUUUUGUAUUAAGUACAUAGUUCUUACCAAUAGCAAGUUCAUUCAAUAGGUUUGGGGACAUUUCGGGAUGCAGUCGUCACUCGUCAUGAUCCAAUGAUUGAUUUGUGUUUUCGUUCUAUUUUUUUUCACAAUAAGAGAUGUUUCGGGAGAUAGCAUCGCCGCUGGUCUCUCGCGAUUUAGGCUAUUGGUGUGUCAAGUCUUCCUCUAGUACUUUAGGCCUACAUAUAGUGACCGUCAAUAAAGCUGCAGAUCAAUAUUUUUAUGACAAAAACAAGAUGGUCAUGGUGGUCAAAGUACAACCGCCAUCGGAUCAAUAUGUUCAUGGUUAUCCCGUUUAAAGCGAAGCAAGUUCGGUAGAGGCUGAAGCAAAAGAGCAACUAUAAUAUGUUAGCGCGUGGUCUCCGUCGUAGCCACUAGGGAGCUUGCCCUGGUCAUCCACCUCUUGUGUCGUCGACGCGUGUUCACGUACUGCUUUAUUAUUGAUAUGCAAGAAUAGCGAACGCGUUCGACGUAGCUAGUUCGUUGGGGUGUGUACUCUUGCGCUGACAUCGGUAUCCUCUAUCCUUACCUCGUACUCAUAUUCUUGGGGGCUGCGCAUCCUACACGCAGCGCACGUGACCGCCCGGCCCGUGUGGUAUUCGUAUUCUGUAUUCGUAUUCGUACUCUUGUACUCGUGCUCGGUAUUCGACUCGUAUUCGUAUUCUACUCUACUCUUUCUUUUCUCCCUCCCUCCGACUCAUUCUACUCGAAUUCAUUGGUUCAAACGAAUCGGAUGCCGUUUGUGGGCUAGUCUGUCCCGUUGACUGAACUAGCAAAAGAGUACUCACCCCUCGCACGUCAGCACCUUCAUGUAUGCACCUCAAUUCACACCAUGCCGUCGGCCAAACCCAAAGCCGGUUUUUCAUACCUCAACAAAGACGCAAAGCGACAAGC